AUGAAUGCCGGAAUCACAGUCGGCGGAGAAGACGUCGUGGAAACGGAGGUCGAAGGACCUGCGGCCGAGAGCGUACAUGGUGUGAGCAAGGUCGUCGUUGGCGACAUCUUGUCUGCAGAGCGAGGCAUAAUUGUGAAAAAUACUGGAGUCAGUUGUGAUUCUUUGAUUCUGUUUCUUAUAGCAGGAAUUGCGAAUGCUUUGAUCGAAUGCAAUUAA
Molecule: messenger RNA, 216 nt
Organism: Sporothrix schenckii 1099-18
Lineage: Eukaryota; Fungi; Ascomycota; Sordariomycetes; Ophiostomatales; Ophiostomataceae
Exons: 1
Coding region: 1-216 (71 amino acids)
Source: RefSeq, a predicted model, not a curated record